AUGUCGAGAUAUAUUUAUCAGUCUGCGUAUAGAACCUUAAAUGUCUAUAGGCGACAGUGUUUUAGCACGCAUUCCUUUGCCCUCAAAGAAAUGACUAAUCCCAUAAAGCCAUCGGCGCAAACUCUUAGACAUCUACAAUUCACGCAAAGAAUACCCUUUCAAGAAGGAUUAGAGAUACAAGAGAAGCUGGUCAGAGCCAAUUUAGAUAUUAAGGACAUCCAAUCCAAGAUUGAGAGAAAAUUAAUUCAAUUGGAUGAAGAAUACAAAGGUACUGUAACGAUAAAUGAUAACGAAAAAAGGAUACUAGACAAAAUUAUGGCAAUGAAACCCAAUCCAAUAGUAUUAACAUUUGAGUUUGAACCAACUUAUACUGGAGGAAAGAGGAUUAAGAAAACUAUGACGCCAAAUCAAAUGGCAGCCUAUGAAAGUUUCAUCCCGGAAACGCAAAAGGGAAACCCAAAGCCAAAGUUUUUUCAGCUUGAAAGAGGUGGACAAGUAACUUUUCAUGGACCUGGUCAAAUAGUUAUUUACAUAAUCUUGGAUUUGAAAACAUUUCACAGUUUUCCUGCAAAAUGUUUGGUUUCAUGCAUUGAACAGGCCACCAUCAAAACAUUGAAUAACACUAAGAUGGGCAACGGUUCUUGUGAGCCCUUGAGCUUGAAUGCUUUAACGACGAAGGAAACAGGAGUUUGGGUUGAAAAUGGCAAAAAGAAAAUCGCCAGCAUUGGGAUACACGUCAGGCGCUCUAUAACAUCGCAUGGGGUAGCAAUAAAUGUAAAUACAGAUUUAUCGUAUAUGAACAAUUUUGAAAUGUGCGGUUUGAAAAACACACCAACUACUUCAAUCAAGGACCAGCGACCUGAUGCUGCCGUUGAUGUACAAAGUAUUGCAGUUAGCUUCGUCAAGGAAUUAAGCAAGCUGCUGGGGAUAAAGACUCUAGAAAGAAUGCAAGUUGAUGACAUCGGUACUUUGAAAAAACAACCAGUGAAGUGA
Saccharomyces kudriavzevii IFO 1802 is the source of this 993-nucleotide messenger RNA. It is a transcript of the gene LIP2, whose product is annotated as lipoyl(octanoyl) transferase LIP2. Gene Ontology annotation, cellular component: mitochondrion. The transcript has a single exon. Bases 1 to 993 code for a protein of 330 amino acids. The record is from RefSeq and is a predicted model, not a curated record. Gene Ontology annotation, molecular function: lipoyl(octanoyl) transferase activity. Gene Ontology annotation, biological process: protein lipoylation. Lineage: Eukaryota; Fungi; Ascomycota; Saccharomycetes; Saccharomycetales; Saccharomycetaceae.